AUGCAUUUUUCAGAACUAUCAGAUAAAUAUGAAGGAAUGCAUAAUUACCAAGUUGACAAAUCUGAAACGAUGAAAAAAUCAGAAUACAAAAUCGGUACUGAAGUUCAAGAGCCCCAAAGAGAAAUUACGAUAAGAGAAUUAGCAAGUGAAGAACUUGAACAGCUAAAAUCAAAGCUUGACAGUAAUAUACAAAAAGUAGACAUUACAGCAUUUCCAAACAGUAAGGAGCAAUUUACAAAACAAUUAAUGCAGUCUCAACCACCACCACCAAGAAAUGACAAUGCUCAACCAAACAGCAGACGUGGAAGUAGACAACGUCAAGAAGAGAUGAGACUGCCUCUUGAUGAUGGAUGGAACACAGUAGCAUCAAAAUCUUUAAGAAUAGAUGCCAGCAAGAUGAGACUUUCCAAGAAUGUUGUUGAUGAGAAUAGUAUUCAGCUUGGUCCUGGUGGCGGAACCAAUAAAUUCUCUAUGUGGAGUAGAGGUAGUUAUGGUGGUGCUCAACCAUCAACAGAUGAUAGACCAGCUCCUGCAACUAAUCGAUUUUCAUUACUACGUGGCGAGGAAGACCGCAGAAACUUUCAGAGAUCUCCUUCUCGUGGUGAUAGUGUUUCUAAAAGUACCAUUAUAGGUGGAAAGAUUGUUGAAAUGUAGUUGAAAAUGUUGGAUAUAUAGUUAUAUAGCAAUGACUAUUUUCCUGACAUCUACAUGUAAUAAAGUGAAUUAAG
Physella acuta is the source of this 728-nucleotide messenger RNA. RefSeq lists its product as uncharacterized. NCBI's taxonomy places the organism in Eukaryota, Metazoa, Mollusca, Gastropoda, Physidae. The record is from RefSeq and is a predicted model, not a curated record.